Messenger RNA from Amorphotheca resinae ATCC 22711, 462 nucleotides. RefSeq lists its product as hypothetical. The coding region runs from base 1 to 462 and encodes 153 amino acids. The transcript is spliced from 2 exons. Lineage: Eukaryota; Fungi; Ascomycota; Leotiomycetes; Helotiales; Amorphothecaceae. The record is from RefSeq and is a predicted model, not a curated record.
AUGGACAUAGCACAAGAUUACGUCCUGAAAGCCUACGCGAUCUACAACGGGUGCGAGCCCUACACGCGACCUUUCCGCAGCCUCCUAUCCGAGCUACAAGCGCGCGCGUCUCCCUUCGUCAUGCCAUUCCUCAACACCGUAGCCGUCAAGGCGCAAGACUCGCCGGGCAUCGUGAGCGUUGGGAUCCUGGUCCUCUUCAUACUGAUCGCGCUCCAAGUGCUGAAUCUCGUGCGCCGCAUCAUGAUGUGGUGGAUCCGCUUGCUGUGGUGGAUGACGGUCAGUGGCUUGUGCGUGGUGGUUGUCGCGGCGGUCUGGCAGAGAGGGCCGGAGAGGACCCUGGAGGAUGCGAUAGCGUGGGGAAGCCAGCUAAGUGAGGUCUGGUGGAGGGAAUAUAGGAGGUGGGAGGGGUAUCAGAAUCAGCAGAAGGGUCAGUAUAGUAAGCAGGGGGGCUACGUAUAUUGA